AUGGAGCACGCGGCCCGCACAUCCCGGAUCAACGGAUCCUGGCGGGAGGAUGCUCUGAGCGCCCCGGCCUCCGACUCCCGAGGACCGAGAGCGGGAAGAACAAAGGAAGGGGGGCCCGGGACCCCCGAGGGCGCAGGUGGGUGCGGGGCGCGCGCGGCCGCGGGGGCGGCGUCCGUGUGCGCGCUCCGGGUGCUGCGCUCUCGGCCCCGGGCUGACGGCGCGCCCUGGCCGGCCUGCCGGGAGCCGAGAGCGACUGUGCGGCGCGCGCACGGCGCUCGCACCCGGGCGGCGGGGUGCCCCGUGGCCCGGAGGCGGCGGCGGCGGCGGCGGGGGCGGAGGCUGCGGCCGGACGCCCAGGAGCGCACGGCGCCAGCUCGGGUAGGCGGCGGACAGCGCGGGGCGGCGGCGCGGGGCCGGGCUGGGAGCUGUGGCGCACUCGCUUUUCCCCACCCCCGCCCGGUGGCUGGGCGCUGGCGCGGUUCCCUCGCCGUCCGGCGGCCGCUGGAAAUAGAGCCGGGAUGUUGUUUACAUGAUGGAUCCGGCGGGAGGAGUCUGCGAGGAGGAGGCGGAGAGAGGAAGAGAGGAGUCCCCGCGGCGGCAGCGGCGAUGGUGGCGGGCCGGGGUGCGGGCGAGCCCCGCGCGGUCCCCGAAGCCAAGACACGGGAGCUUACGGGAGUAUGCCUAUGUGUGUUCAGAUGCCAGCAAGUCCAGAAGAGAGAAAGUGUCAGAUUCCUGGGAGCUGGACUUACAAUGGCUGUAAGCUGCCAUCCCAUAAUAUGAACU
Messenger RNA from Onychomys torridus (southern grasshopper mouse), 783 nucleotides. RefSeq lists its product as uncharacterized. NCBI's taxonomy places the organism in Eukaryota, Metazoa, Chordata, Mammalia, Rodentia, Cricetidae. The record is from RefSeq and is a predicted model, not a curated record. Bases 1 to 780 code for a protein of 259 amino acids. The transcript is spliced from 3 exons.